AUGCAGAGCGCCUUCACAAUCCGCGUCGGAGAGAAGCAGGCUGAUGGUGUGCGGGAGGUUUCGGUGCUGCACAACGGUGAGGUUCACUUCUCCACCUCGCAUCGCAACGUGAAGUGGGCCUUUUUGACGCGAUUUCCAGCCCCCUCCAAUGAGAAGCGAAGUCUGCCUCCUGUAGGUUGCUUACCGGUGAGUCCGUUCGCCAACAGUGGGUUAGACUUGAAUGCGGGCUUUGCUGGGGGCGAGCACACUGAAGCGGCCAGCUAUGACGGCAAUGAAACUAUGCAAGAGUUCUUGUGUGUAUUACAUCGUGAUGAACCAAAGGAUCGGCACAGCCAUUACACUGCGCAUCAGGCAUCGACUAUAUGCUCCGCGUACAACACUGUGCACCCCGCUGCCAUCACACACUUUGUGCUAAAAAACAUUGCUCCCACGACGGUGGUGCCAGGUUUGCGUGGCGUAUUUGUCCACGGGAGUCAGCAGUCCUCACGGGGAUCCUCAUCCAUGGUGCUGCAAGUGGAAGGGUUUAUGUUUCACCAAGCGGCAGACCUAUGGUGGAUGGCUUCUCAGCUGACAAUUAGACCUGUUUAUGUGAAUUCUGGUGAUUUCGAAUUAAUAAAGCGUCUUGGCCCGAAUCCAACCGUGACGAAGAUAUCACCUUCACCGCAGUUGGAUACUAACAGUGUCACGCCAAGGUACGCGUUGGUGGACGCGAUUAUCCUUGCUCAGUUUCAAACUGACAAGGGGCGGUUAAUGACGGUGGCAGUGCGCGGCGAUGAGAUAUGUCUCGCAACGACGGUGGUAGUAGAACAUUUAGAUGCCUUGCUUUGGAUAUGGUGGCCACAGCGGUUGCAGGUGUCACGGUUACGUGCCAAGGGAGCAGACAUCUCCGUGACAAUUUCUGAGAGCCUGGAUGCUUCUGUGCAGGUAUUAUUCCUUUUUGAUUCACCCCAUACCGUGCUACAUGUCUUACGAACACCGAACCUUUUGACUGGGAUGGGGGAGUUGGAAAUGCUUUUCUCCGUGGAGACAAACUGCCCUCCAGUCGUGCUUCCUUGCUUGCGUUCCUCAAUGAUGCAACCUGUUAUGGUGUGUCAUUACCCGGCGGUCAACGAUGUGACGCUGUACCAUGUUCCUACCCUCUUGGAGCAACCUUCUCCCUCCACCAGCAUAGCCACCAUGUCUCUCGCGCCCACACUGCCAACGAAGGCCAUUGUGAAUGGUGUGUUGUACCAGAUGGGCCCCACAGUCGCUUUUCAGGCCACCUCCCUCGCCUCUAAGAAAGAAACUGGAAAAGGUGAAAACAUUACACAUGACGCGGAACGUAAAUCGUACGUUGUUAGGUUUCCCUCUAUUUUGGAGGAACAACAUCCACUGGUGCAUUUUAUACUAGAAUCACUUGAAUUGGUCCUAGAAACAAGUUGUGUCGCAUCGCUGCAGUGUGAUUUGUUGCGACGCGCAUGGGAAAGUAAACACGUGGGAGAUGUGUGGGACUUUGGAACGGGAUGUAUUGAAUUGAUUAUAGAGGUUGUCCGCACAAGCAUAACAGGGAGAGGUGGAAGAAGCAACAUAAAUGAGGAUGGACGCAAUAACAAUGCGGUUGAGGGAGGCGGUAGUGGAGGUGGGUAUCAAGGCAAGGAGGCGAGAUAUUCUCGCAAAAAUGCUCCAGGGGAUGAAGAAGAAACAACUCUGUGUGAUAUUCUCCUUGAUCCGAUUGGUUUAACCGCCGACGUGUUGCAACAUCGUACGUUAUGCAGCCCAUGUAUCCCGAAAGAGAAAGCCCGUGAAGCCCUCUUCUCUAGUGCGAGUGUAAGUCAGCUUUGGACACAGCAUCAAUGUGGACUAAGUGUGUUUGUUUUGCAUCUUUUGUGUGAGAGCUUCAAGUUGCAGGAACAACUUUGGGUUUUGCUUGAGCCACUUGCGAAGAUGAACCUUCAGCUGAGCCAGUUAAUGCGGUGGACACAAUAUGUCUGGUACUACUCCACCUCUCUCUGCGUGCCUGCGACAACGGAACUUGCACCUCAGGGUCCUGUGGUCUCGCAGUCAUCGCCAUCUCACGAGUUUCAACGUGCGUUGCCUGAACAUAUUCUACUCGAAAGGUUUGUCUUUCACGCUGGUUCAUCCAUGGAGGCCGUUCUCGGCGGGGCCCCGCCAAUGCUGUGCACCAUCCUGCAGCGCGUCCUUGUAGGAAAAGCGCGGGUGUCUGGUGGUUGGCCAGCCAUUAAAGGUGCCCUCCCUGGUUCUCCUCUUUCUCUGGCAAACCGUCUGUUUUGUAUGUUCGUGGACUGCUUUGAUUCACCCGACGGGCAGCAUAACCGUGCAUGCUGCUGGUGGUUUGUUUUAUGCAGAGGUCUUUUAAAGUAUGAUAUUAACCCGAAUUUUGUCGCUUCGGAGCUUUGCGUCGGGGCGGCGCAGCCGAUUCUUCGCGCGUUAGCCAUUGCCAAGGAUAAAGGAGGGGAUGUUUGGGAUAAUGACUUCAAUGCCAUUAUUGGUCGUCUGGAUCGCUUGCAGCAGGCCCCGGCGCGGGCAUGCCAUGCAAAUUCGUCCGGUGAUGUCGUGCGUGCCGCGCAGGAGCGGGCCGUUGGACGGCAAUAUUGUGCCACCCUAAAUGAUGACGAUGGUGUCAUUAUGCGACCCGACUUCCCGCAGCACUGGGGCGACUCCCGCUUGGACAUUGUGCAAACCAUGUUGAACACUGCCGCACCUAUUGUCUUGCCAAGUCAAGUGGAUGGGGCCGAUGUCAUUUAUAACACUUUAAAAAUGCUUUCGAGACGCGCCACCGCCCUUCCUGUGGGGCGUGGCAUGUUUACACUUUGCACGCAGAAUUUUAGGGUGCGCGAUAGUGUGCCAAUUCCACGCCUAAAUCUUGAGGGUCGGACAAGUGACGGAAUUACAAUAGCAAAUAACUCAGAGGAAAUCGCUGCGGACAAUUUAAUAUGGCCUUUGUUUCACAAUGGGUGUGCGGCGGCGCUGCGCUUCCUUCCAUUACCUCAAAGUCAUGGGUGUGCAAAGGAGGAACAGUCCAUUACGCAGCACUGGGUUUUGUACCAAACACGCAAUAUUACGUGUCUAGCAUCUCGCUCUGGAUUAAUUCUUGCUGCAGGACUCUUAGGGCAUUUAAAAGUGCUUCAGCGAACCGAUAUAUACUCACUCCUUGUCUCACCUCAGUCAGCCUUUUCUGGCCGUGAGGCGGUGACCAUUGCCGUGAUGCUGGGUCUUAGUUGUAGUCUACGGGGAACGUGCAAUAGCAUCGUUUUUAAUUGUCUCUCGAUGCACGUGCAAUCCCUCACCCCUGCCACAGAAGAUAUUGAAGUUUCUCUCGACGUUCAAACUGCCGCGUUGGUUUCCAUUGGAAUCCUAUACCAACAAUCCCCGGAUGCCUUUUUGGCGGAGAUGUUGCUCGUUCAGAUGUCUCGCCUUCCCUCGGAUGAGCACUUUCGCGACAGAGAGGGAUAUGCCCUGGGCGCGGGGUUUGGCCUCGGCCUCAUGUUUCUCGGUAUUGGGAGUGCGCAUGGUUUACCAAAUGUUGAGAAUCGCUUAUUACAGUUCAUGAAUGGAGCACGCCGGGAGGCGGUCCCCUCUGCGUGUGAAGGUUUAGAGGUAUUUAACGAACACAACCCUGACAGUGGUCACUUUCUCACCCGCGGGCUACUUAUGCGUAACGCCAAGGAAUCUUUUAGGACUCAUUGUACUCGCGUAUUUGAGGGUGACCGUUUCAACACCGCCGUGUCUAGUCCGGCGGCCGUUAUGGCACUGGGUUUCAUGUACAUGCAGGCAGAUGAUGCCUCCAUGGCGGGAAAAGUGUCCCCUCCGAACCGUUUGGUGGGGCUACAAGGUGUAUGUCCGGAGAUGUGUCUGGUACGCUCAAUGAUGUCUUCUCUUAUCCUCUGGUCGAGCAUUGAACCCACACUUGAAUGGAUUCGACAAAGGGUUCCCUCAUGUUUAUUGCGUCUUGCAAAACAUCCUCAACAAAGUGGUCUUGCCCCCGCUCAAAUUUACUACCUUAUGAUGAAUCUAGGGCAUUGCCUCGCUGGUGUUGUUCUGGCUCUGGGCAUGCGUUACGCGGGCUCCAUGGACGCUGAUGCAAAGGCGGUCGUCCUUCAUGAGUUGAAGGGUUUUAUGCGAGGUAAUAUAGGAACCACAGGGGUGGCGAUUAGUGUGCUUCAGCGUUCUACAGGGGCAUUUCAACCGUGUAUUUCGUCAUGCACAGUGGCGUUGGCCCUUAUUAUGGCUGGGACGGGCGACGCCCGGUGUCUUGAAGUCAUGCAGAAACUUUACACGCGCACGAAUGUGAAAUAUGGCGAUCAUCUUGCACUCUCUAUGGCUAUUGGGUUGCUAUUUCUUGGCGGUGGUCAACUUACGCUCUCACAUUCGCUCAGCUCCGUCGCGGCGCUCGUGAUGUCCUUCUAUCCACUUUGGCCCGACACCACCUCUGAUAACAAACUGCACCUGCAGGCACUUCGCCAACUUUAUUGCCUGGCAGUGGUGCCACGCGUCAUUGAAACAAUCGACGUCCUUACAAACCAAUCGGUGUCAGUGCCUAUUCGAGUUAUUGUGCAUCGUGGGCGGCUUGGUCAGACUGAACCCUCGAGUGUUGUGAAGGAGCUAUGGACUCCGCUGCCAAAGGGAAAGGAAAACCAAGCUGUUCGCAUGGUGACCCCGUGCCUGUUGCCUGACCCAAGUACGAUCACGCAGAUUGAAAUUCGCAGCGCCCAGCACCACAGCCUCACCAUCCACAACACUGGCCUAAAUGUCAUUGGCGAUGCGGGUCUCGUUGUUCGUAUCUUGGAGAAGAAUGUUGUCCCGACGGACUCCGAAGCCCCAUUGCGAAGUCCCGCUGAGGAAAUUGUGGUGCGUUGGAUCAAGCGUCUUUUUCACGCAGAGUUGCAGCAGCGUCCACGUCCCAUAGAAGCCAUCGUUAUUCUCGAUAAUUUUAAUUUGUUAUUUGCGGCGAAGAAGAGUUUCUUAACAGAGUUUGGUCCUUGCGAAAACGUUUUUUCGCCGGAUUUUGUUAUGAGCGUGCGGCGCACACUUGUGAAACGCUACGGAGGUCUCCUGCAGCACUGCGGGGUGAUGUCAGCCUGUCAUCCCCUCGUUCAGGUUAUCAUGAUGAAGAAAUCGCUGUACAGCACAGCCGUAUCACUAGUGCAGACCCUCAAAGAUGGUGCGGAACGCUCCUGUGAUCUUGCUCCUGUUUUGGAGUCCUUGCAGGCGUACGUCACCGGCAGCGGAGCUGCAGCAGAAGAGGGAGAGGCGCGUGGUGGUCUCCUCGUUUCUGCUGUCAUGAAAUGGCUCUCUCAGGCAUUACAUUUCUAUGGCCUUGUGGGUAGCAUGGAGUUGCUGCCGCAAGUAUUGGAAGAACACACGCCAUUUCUGCAGCGGCGAGAGCGGCGCUUGCUUGCGUUGUACGUUAUGAAUCAAAGGCUUCUGCUUGAACCCCAAUUGCUUGAGGACCUCGUCGAAUGCUUUGUGGAGUACGUGGAUUAA
Molecule: messenger RNA, 5484 nt
Organism: Trypanosoma conorhini
Lineage: Eukaryota; Euglenozoa; Kinetoplastea; Trypanosomatida; Trypanosomatidae
Product: cyclosome subunit-like protein
Exons: 1
Coding region: 1-5484 (1827 amino acids)
Biological process (GO): anaphase-promoting complex-dependent catabolic process; protein K11-linked ubiquitination; metaphase/anaphase transition of mitotic cell cycle
Cellular component (GO): anaphase-promoting complex
Molecular function (GO): molecular adaptor activity
Source: RefSeq, a predicted model, not a curated record